Messenger RNA from Rhodamnia argentea, 1872 nucleotides. RefSeq names its product beta-1,4-mannosyl-glycoprotein 4-beta-N-acetylglucosaminyltransferase. Gene Ontology annotation, cellular component: membrane. Gene Ontology annotation, molecular function: beta-1,4-mannosylglycoprotein 4-beta-N-acetylglucosaminyltransferase activity. Gene Ontology annotation, biological process: protein N-linked glycosylation; N-acetylglucosamine metabolic process. The transcript has 2 exons. The record is from RefSeq and is a predicted model, not a curated record. The coding region runs from base 345 to 1451 and encodes 368 amino acids. NCBI's taxonomy places the organism in Eukaryota, Viridiplantae, Streptophyta, Magnoliopsida, Myrtales, Myrtaceae.
CUCUCUCUCUCUCUCUUUCUUUCUGACGUACACAUAGGCGUACGCUCGUCGCCCUUUUGGGUUGUUGAUAUCGUCAAAUGACCUCGUGCUAAUCGGCAUCGACAUGUCCGUGAUGAAGAGAUUGGCGCACGGCUCUCGUUUGAUCAGGCUUUGGUCGGAGCUCGCAGCGCCGAAUUAGUGGGUUCUCUUCUUCUCUUCGCUAUUUUUGGCUAUCUACCGUCCCAUGGAGCUUCGUCUGUUAUUUUUCCGGCCCUGGGGAGUUUACUCGACCCAUUCCCCAAUCUACUGCACUGCCCAAGUAUUGUAAUUGAUCGUACUGAAGAUGUUACUGUUAGAUUCUUUUCAUGAUCCUUCGAAGAAUGGCCACACGACCCCACCGCCUCAUGUCUAGACGAGCACCACCAAAGAGCCUCUUUAUUCUACUUCUGAUCAUUGUUCCUAUCUGUCUACUUGGGGUAUUCACUUAUGGCCAGAAAAUAUCAUACUUUCUCCGUCCACUUUGGGACAAUCCACCAACCCCUUUCCAACGCAUACCUCACUAUUAUGCAGAGAAUGUGUCGUUGGAGCAUCUGUGUCGCCUUCAUGGCUGGUCUGUUCUCCCCCAGCCUCGGCGGGUGUAUGAUGCUGUAAUUUUCAGCAAUGAGCUAGAUAUGCUCGAAAUAAGGUGGCGUGAGCUCUACCCCUAUGUCACUAAAUUCGUGAUUCUUGAGUCUAAUACCACAUUCACAGGCAUUCCAAAGCCUCUAUUUUUUGCUUCAAACCGUGCUCAAUUUGCUUUUGCUGAAGGGAAAAUUGCCCAUGAUACAUUUUCUGGUCGAGUUGCUAAUCGUGGAUCACAUGAAGACCCAUUUAAGCUUGAGUCCGAGCAACGGGUGGCUAUGAAUGGGUUACUUCGCCGAUCUGGAAUUGCAUAUGGUGACUUAUUGAUAAUGUCCGACACUGAUGAGAUUCCGAGCCCCCAUACUUUGAAAAUGUUGCAGUGGUGUGAUGAGAUCCCACCUGUAAUGCAUCUGGAACUAAGGCAUUACAUGUAUUCUUUCGAGUUUCCGGUGGACUACAGCAGUUGGCGAGCCACUGCCCAUAUCUAUGGCCCAAGGACCCAUUAUCGGCACUCACGCCAAACCGAUCUAAUAUUUUCUGAUGCAGGAUGGCAUUGCAGCUUUUGCUUCCGGAGAAUCCGAGAGUUUAUAUUUAAGAUGACUGCUUAUAGCCAUGCAGACCGAGUCAGAAGGAAGGAUCACCUGAGCUACCCGAGGAUUCAAAAGCUCAUUUGUCAGGGAGACGAUCUUUUCGACAUGCUUCCUGAAGAGUACACGUUCCAGGAGAUGAUCAAGAAGUUGGGUCCAAUUCCCCGUUCAGCUUCUGCAGUUCACCUUCCCGCGUAUGUCAUAGCGAAUGCAGAAAAAUUCAAGUUUCUUCUUCCCGGGGGCUGUGUAAGAAGUCCAGACUGAAACCUUCCAGGCUAAUGUAGCAAUGCUGUCGAUGCAUGACCACUGUUGAUUUCAACUAUAGAUUGGACUGGCUCGAUAUUUUCAUGCGAGGAUGUAGACUCUGUAGAUCUUUAGGGUUGAUAGCAAAAGGACUGCUAUGGACAGUCGCGCCCUGACAUGACUGCUGAUCUGGUCCUUCAGUUGCCAUGGAACCCGCUGUUGGACCAAUGAAUACAGAGCAAUGCCACCGUCCCUAGCCCCUUUUGUAGCUUUGUAGCUAGUUCAGGUCUAGUUCAGCUCGUGUUUAAGAAUUGUUUCAGACAGGAAUGUCGAUAGCCUAUUCAGAUCGAGCUAUGCCCGCAAUUCGUCAAGAAGUGAAACAGCUGAAACCAUUUGAAAUGCCGUAUCUUUAGCUAAUUAAUAAAAGGCGCCAUCGUGCUAA